ACCAACCGUUCCGUAUGUUCCGGUCGUUCCGGUAUGUUCAGUGUUUGCCAUCCUGUAGGGUUGCUUAGAAAUGCAUCAAAAUCAUCUUGACUUUCCCCUAGAAAUCUGAUUAUUUGAGCAGGGACGUUCAAUGUAAAUGUCUCCUCAUUCUCUAGACAUUUACUAAACACUGUCCUCUCAAAUUGUCUCUGACAUCAGCAGCUCUGAACCGCGAGGAGAUGGCAAACUCUGUUGAAGAGCAGAAAUUCAGCCUAAAGGAAGUACUGGACACUUUUAGUUUAUGCCUCUCAGAAAAUAAGGAGGUAUACAUCGAACAUUACGUGGAAGGAUGGCGUGGUCUCGUUAGGUUUAUGAAUAGUCUUGGAAGUGUUUUUUCCUUCAUCUCCAAGGAUGCUGUCAACAAAAUUGAAAUUCUUGCAAAAUUCUUUAAUGGUGAGAAUGGGACACAUUAUAGCACUAUCCAGUCCAUGGUGAAAUAUGAGCUAGAUAAUGGACUAGUUGAUCUCGCCAAACGUGACAAAUACCCAGAGUCCGGCUGCCGAACCCUCCUAAGGCUGCACCGCGCUCUCCGCUGGCUGGAGCUCUUUCUGGAACGCCUGAGGACCAGCAGUGAGGACGGUAAGACCUCUGUGAUGUGCUCAGAGGCCUACAAUGAGUCCCUAGCUCAGCAUCAUGCUUGGAUCAUCCGCAAAGCUGCUGGCAUGGCGUUCUGUGCCCUCCCUGGACGCCAAACAUUUUUUGAAGUGAUGAAUGUUGGUACAUCGGAACAAGUAGUUUCCAUGUUGGGGGAUGCCCUGCCUCUCAUUUCUGAAGUGUACGACAUUACAGAGAAACUGUAUGCCCAACACGAGCUUUUACAGUUGCCAUAGAGAUAAUCUAUGAGACACUUUGCAUAGAGUUUGUGGGGACCCCUACUGUCUGCAGUAGACAUAAACAUCUUUUAAAUCAAUCUGAUUUCUGAAUUUCCUUUUUAUCCUGGAAUGGGCAUUAAUAUAGAUAUAGAUAAUAUUCUUGAAUUUCCCCUUGGGGAUCAAUAAAGUAUCUAUCUAUCUAUCUAUCUAUCUAUAGACUAACUAUGAAGAGGCUAGGCUUUUGAAUGUAAAAUAUUAUUGCCUGACUGCAUGUAAAUAUUGAAUAUAAAGGCAGACUACAGACUACAUUGUUUUAACAUUACAUUCACUACAUUAAAUUAUAUGUCUGAUAACUCUAUAUGAUUAAAAAGGGACAGUACGGGUAGUAAUGAGUCUACAACUAUGUCAUGAAUGUUUUAGUUAGUUUUUGUAUCUAUGUUUCUUGGUUAUGGAUGUGUUUAUAAUCACGAGUAGCCAAGAUUUCAUGGUCACUAAAUGUCCAUGUUAAAUAAACCUCUGAGAGAACUGGA
Alosa sapidissima (American shad) is the source of this 1381-nucleotide messenger RNA. RefSeq names its product ceramide-1-phosphate transfer protein. Gene Ontology annotation, molecular function: ceramide 1-phosphate transfer activity; ceramide 1-phosphate binding. The coding region runs from base 219 to 869 and encodes 216 amino acids. The record is from RefSeq and is a predicted model, not a curated record. Gene Ontology annotation, cellular component: membrane; cytosol; cytoplasm. Gene Ontology annotation, biological process: intermembrane lipid transfer; ceramide transport. NCBI's taxonomy places the organism in Eukaryota, Metazoa, Chordata, Actinopteri, Clupeiformes, Clupeidae. The transcript has 2 exons.